Molecule: messenger RNA, 3171 nt
Organism: Eublepharis macularius
Lineage: Eukaryota; Metazoa; Chordata; Lepidosauria; Squamata; Eublepharidae
Gene: MED26
Product: mediator complex subunit 26
Exons: 3
Coding region: 270-2117 (615 amino acids)
Biological process (GO): positive regulation of gene expression; regulation of transcription by RNA polymerase II
Cellular component (GO): core mediator complex; nucleus; mediator complex
Molecular function (GO): transcription coregulator activity
Source: RefSeq, a predicted model, not a curated record
CCUCCCAGCCGAGCCCCAGGCCAGGCCAGGCCAGGCCGAGCCGGUCUCCCCCCGCCCGCCGUCGCCGCCGCUGCGAUUCCCUCCGCUUCCCGGCGGGGCUCGCGAGAGGAACAUGCGGCGCCAGCUGCCCCGCGGCGAGGCCGGCGAGUGAGGCCGGGAAGAGGGGCCGGCAGGGGCGGGAGGGGGGCCGGCAGGAAGAGGGGGGCCGCCGCCUCCUCCCCCCGCCCGUCUCGGCUCCCCCCUCCCCCACGCCUCCCCCCAGGGAGGCAAUGACAGCGGCUCCGGGAUCCUCCCCGCAGCAGAUCAGGGACCGGCUGCUGCAGGCCAUCGACCCCCACAGCAACAUACAUAACAUGGUGGCAGUACUGGAAGUGAUCUCCAGUUUGGAGAAAUACCCCAUUACCAAAGAGGCCCUUGAGGAAACAAGACUGGGCAAGCUGAUCAACGAUGUGCGGAAGAAAACGAAGAAUGAGGAGCUGGCUAAGCGUGCAAAAAAACUGUUGAGGAAUUGGCAGAAGCUGAUCGAGCCUGUAACACCAAAUGAGGCUGUCUCAAGGGGGUUGACAAAUCCACCUGGAUCAGCAAAUGGCGGCGCUCACAACUGCCGCAUGGAAUCCCCUUCUGUGGCUGUGAUUGGAUCAAAGUCCAUUCAUGAUGUGAAGAACAGGAAUGAUGUCCAAAAGUUGAACUCUCCAAAAUCAGAGAAGCCAGGGAGCCGGAAGCGGAGAGGUGAACACCAUGAUGGCCACCAGAGCCUUCCUCCAUCAAAAGUUUCUAAAACCAACUAUGAAGUAUUACAGAACUCUUCCCCACCCCCCACCAAUGGGAUUGGGGGGAGCCCAAAGAGUUUCCCCAGUCCUCCAGAGGUGACCAUACUAUCUGGGCCAGAAGGGAGCCGGGUGGAGCUUGGUGAAAAUGAAAAGCCUAGUAAGAUUCCAGUCAAUGCGGUCAGACCCCAUACCAGUUCUCCAGGGCUCUUCAAACCUGGAACUUCCUCGUUGAUUAAGACGGCAGUGCUGCUGCAGCAGCAGCAGCAGCAAGAGAAAGUGGAGGAGGUUGCCAGCCAACCCAAGAGCCCCCGUUGCUCCUCCUUCAGCCUGAGGAGUGUCAGGCUAGAAACAUUUGCUUGGCAGCAGACCACAUGCUCUCCCAAGGGCUCUGUGCCAACUCCAUCUCCAAGGCCGCCUCUCCUAGAUGCUGCAUUGGCAGUGCCCUUGUCACCACCUCUUCCUCUGACCCAGCCGUCAACGCCACCGGCACUGGUAAAUAGGUUGGAGGCAUCUCAGCAGGCGAGCCCAGAACCACCUCUGCACUCCCAGGAGCAGCACGCAGCCCCCGAGAGUCAGCAUUGGCUCGCCGCAGGAGUAUCCCCUGGUGGUGGGAGUGGCUUGCACCUUGCUGAGUCUCUGAUAUCCCUGGCUGGCUUCUUGCCAGACACCUCAAAGAUGGACAGCGACAGUGCUGCAUCAGGGUCUGAAAGCAAAAAGAAGAAAAAAUAUCGGCCCAAAGACUACGUGGUCAACUUGGAUGGGCAGGCAAUAGAAGCGGGUGUCAAGCCUGUCCGGUUAAAAAAGGAGAGGCGGCUCACCUUUGACCCCAAGACGGGUGAAAUUAAACCUUUAACACAGAGGGACUCUCUGCCAGCAGACCUCCCUGCUCCUGCCCAGCAGCACAGGACAGACACAGUCAAGCAGGAGCAAACCCCGCCCCUGUUACAGAGUCCCUUUGAACAAACUAAUUGGAAAGAAUUGUCCAGGAAUGAAAUCAUUCAGUCCUACUUGGAUAGGCAGAGUACCUUGCUGUCCUCUUCAGGAGUGCAAACUCCAGGGGCCCCUUACUUCAUGUCUCAAUAUUUAAAGCAGGAGGAAAGCACUAGGAGGGAAGCCAGAAAGACCCAUGUUCUGGCUCCUAUCAGCAGCAAACCCACAAACUUGCCUGGGGUGACACGAGAGGUUACGAGGGAGGACCUCGACAGAGUAUCCGACCACCGUUGGCCGGGUGUGAAUGGUUGCUAUGAUACACAGGGUAACUGGUAUGAUUGGACGCAGUGCAUAUCGCUAGACCCACAUGGGGAUGAUGGGCGCCUGAACAUCCUUCCGUAUGUCUGCCUAGACUGAGUACAGUUUUGCUAAGAUGCUUUUUACACUGGCAGAUAGUAAAACGGGCAGGUGCUGCACCACCCCCCAUCCCCACCCCGCUCCCGUUGCGCUGAAACAGGCUCACCAAGCAGAGGGUAUGUACAAGAGCUGAAUACUGGCAGUUCCUCCUUUUUGUGAGGUGCUGCUACCAGUUUACUAACACAAAUUGCAAAGAAAGGCAUAAUGAACGUUGAUUUAAAAACACACAUAAUACGUUGAGUUCCAAAAUCUCUAGCAAGCCAGCCCCUAAAAAGUGUUAGUACCCAAGAAGUGAGAGGUGUUUCCAGCACUCUGAAUGCCAGAAUCUGAGGACAGGCAGGUACAGGCGGGCAUUGUGGAAGUGGAACAUUAACACAGUAGGUGAGUCUAUUUAUUUGUCUUGAUUUGGUUUUCUUUUUCUUUUAAAGAAAUAUACUAUGACAACAACAUGUUUGUAGAUGAACUGUGCAGAACUGUAGUUCGCUCUUCUUUGCAUUGCAUCUUUGCUCACCAGUUGCGUGCUCUUCAAAGUCCCUUGGUGCAGAGGUCUGGUUUGCAAUGAUGUGGUGUGCCAUAAAUCUAGUGGGGAGGGGAAAUAGCUGCCUUCAGCUGAACGUUCUGUAGGCGGCCACGCCAUCUGAUCUGGGCUUAUGUCGACCCAGUCUAAGAGAUGCUGCAGAAAAUGUGUUCUCCCAGCAUCACCACUAGUCAGUGUGCACUCCCCGGCAACCUUUUGUAGGGGAGUGAGGGAAGAAUCAUUCUUUUUUUUUGUUGUUGUUAAAAAAAAUCUAAGACUAAUGAGGGUGCUACUAGUUUGUAAAUGUCCUGUGAAGGGGGAAAUGGGAGCCUGUUUGUAUGCUGGAAAUAUACUUGUUACCAUUCCUUUAGAUAUUGUUUGCCUUAUGGAUACCCAUCACAAAUGCGAUUUGCAAAAACAGAGCCUUAGUGAAUGUACAGUAACUAGACUUCUGUGUUCCUAAGACGCAGAAGGAGCAACUUUGCUAUUGGUCCUUUAAGUGGACACGUUGUGAUAUAAAUGUGGAAAUAAAAGAAG